UUUAAUUUUUCAGAAAGGUUGUAGAAAACCUUCUGAGCUUUGGGUGAGGCCGCAACGGGACUUGGGUCACCUCAGUUUCUUGCGCGAUCACGGAGGUUCAAGGCUCAACCCAAGAAAUUCUAAUCUGCAGCUAUUCGGAUGAUGUAUUCCGAGUUUCAGGUCAGAUUUUUGUGAACUCCAAAUUUACUGACUGCCCACCUUCUCUCUGCAUAUUUCGGCGACGGAAAGCUCGAAAUCGCGUUAAAUCUGCCUUUCUUUGUCGGUAUUUUUUAGCAGUCAGUUUAACGAGGGUUUGAGUAUAGUUCGCUGUAAGGUUGUUUUAGAUUCCUAUCUUCUGGGUUUUCGUUGGUUUUGUUUUUAUUUAAUCCUGUUAGCUGGAUUUGCAAUAUUAAUUGUGAACUAGUUUGUGUGAUGAAAUUAGGAGUUUCUGAGUUUUUUUCUGUCAAAUAUCGUGCUCUUGUAUUCAUCUGGGGUUUGUUGACUACUGAAACUAGCUUUUUAUUGUGGGUUUACGCUGCUUUGGGCCUUGAAAAGCGUAAUGUUCUGUUGAUCUGAUAAAGAACUAAGCUUGGACAUUGUUUCCUCCGUCAAAUCUCGUUUUAUUGGUUGGUUCGCUCAAAUUGUUUCUGGAUUUAUCAGUUAAAUCCCCUGUGUAUCUGCCUAAUACUUGAUCCAUUGAAGGUUGGACCUUUUUUUUCCUUAAGGAAGGGGUGUUUAUUGUUUAAUCCUACUCUCCAGUCUAGAACUAUCACCCUGCCGAUCAAAUAAUCUCUUUGGGUAAGUUCUUGCCACCGCAUCUUUCCGUCCUUCCCAUUGGUUUGGAAAUGAAGAAAACCAACUGGAUUCAUCUUAUAUCCAUUUCCUUGUGUCUCUUGUUCCUAUUCCAUCUGAUAUCUGCGGCUGAUCCAUACGUUCCAACGGACAAAAUCCUUUUGAAUUGUGGUUCUACAUCGGAAACAACAGAUACCGACGGCCAGAAAUGGACUGGCGAUGUUGGGUCCAAGUUCGCACCUUCAACGGCCAAUACGUUAAUCUCUACAGCUGCCACUCAAGGCCCAUCUGUCCCCGACGUCCCUUAUAUGACAGCAAGGAUAUUCCGCUCCGAAUUUACAUACACUUUUCCUGUUGCAUCUGGUCGGAAAUUCGUUCGUCUUUACUUCUAUCCAGCUUCUUAUAAUGGCCUCAAUGCCUCCAAUGCACUCUUCUCGGUCACUUCGGGACCCUAUACUCUUCUCAACAACUUCAGUGCUUCACAAACUGCGGAGGCUAUAAACUUUGCUGUCAUUUUUAAAGAGUUUUCUUUAAUUGCGGAGGAUGAGAGUUUGAAUAUCACAUUCAAGCCAUCGUCCAAUAUUUCCAAUGCCUAUGCAUUUGUUAAUGGGAUCCAGGUUUUGUCGAUGCCUGAUAUCUAUAAUGAUGCAAAUGGCGCCUUUCUUGUUGGUCUCAAUAGUCAAUUCCCUAUUGAUAACAGUACUGCCCUUGAGAAUGUUAUCCGGCUAAAUGUAGGUGGCAAUGACAUUCCACCAUCGGAGGAUACUGGUCUCUUACGGUCUUGGUAUGAUGAUAUGCCAUACAUCUUUAGUGCAGCUAUUGGCGUGACAGAUUUAACAGACCUUACAAUUCACUAUCCUUCAAAUGUCCCUAACUACACUGCGCCAAUGAAUGUUUAUGCUACUGCCAGAACUAUGGGACCAAAUGCAAGUGUCAAUGUGAAUUAUAAUCUGACAUGGAUUUUCCAGGUUGACCCAGGGUUUUCCUACCUGGUUAGGCUCCAUUUCUGUGAGAUCCAAUCUGUCAUAAAUAAGAUCAAUGAGAGGGUGUUUCAGAUCUUCAUCAAUAAUCAAACUGCUGACGAUGGUGCAGAUGUGGUUGGUUGGGCCAAUGGAAAUGGAAUUCCAACAUACAAAGAUUAUGUUGUGCUUGUUCCAAAAGGGAAUGUACAGCAGGACCUCUGGCUAGCAUUGCAUCCUGCUACGGUAUCAAAGCCCGUUUACUACGAUGCAAUCUUAAAUGGAGUGGAGAUCUUUAAAUUAAGUGAUCCCACUGGAAACCUUGCUGGACCCAAUCCAAUUCCUGCUCCAAGACAGGAUGUGAUUGACCCAUCUUUGGCUAGAUCUCCUUCUGGUAAUUCAAAGAAUCGGACUGCAAUCAUUGCUGGAGGUGUUGUAGGUGGUAUUGCUGCUGUUUGUAUUCUUUGCUUUCUUGUAUUUGCUGUAUACCGAAGGCAGAGGCAAAGGAAGUGCUCUGGUACCAGUGAUGCGCCAUCUGGGUGGCUCCCUAUUUCUCUCUAUGGAAAUUCACACUCUGCAGGGUCUGCCAAGACCAGCAAAACUACUGGAAGCUAUGCAUCCUCACUUCCUUCAAACCUUUGCCGCCACUUCUCCUUUGCUGAAAUCAAGGCUGCCACCAACAACUUUGAUGAGGCACUAUUGCUUGGUGUUGGUGGUUUUGGCAAGGUCUACAAGGGUGAAAUUGAUGGCGGGACGACUAAGGUUGCAAUCAAGCGUGGCAACCCAUUGUCCGAGCAGGGGGUCCAUGAAUUCCAGACAGAGAUUGAGAUGCUCUCAAAGCUCCGUCAUCGUCACCUUGUCUCACUGAUUGGCUACUGUGAGGAGAACUGUGAAAUGAUCCUUGUCUAUGAUUACAUGGCCCAUGGGACUCUCCGUGAACACCUCUACAAGACUCAAAAGCCACCCCUACUUUGGAAGCAGAGGCUUGAGAUCUGCAUUGGAGCUGCCCGUGGCCUGCACUACCUCCACACUGGUGCCAAGCACACCAUCAUCCACCGUGAUGUUAAGACGACAAACAUCCUCCUAGAUGAGAAAUGGGUUGCAAAGGUUUCAGAUUUUGGCUUGUCAAAGACAGGACCAACAUUGGAUCAUACUCAUGUCAGCACUGUUGUGAAGGGUAGCUUUGGAUAUUUGGAUCCAGAGUACUUCAGAAGGCAGCAAUUGACUGAGAAAUCAGAUGUUUACUCUUUUGGGGUUGUACUGUUUGAGAUCCUCUGUGCCCGUCCUGCAUUGAAUCCAACAUUGCCAAAGGAACAAGUCAGCUUGGCAGAGUGGGCCUUGCAUUGCCAGAAGAAGGGAAUCCUUGAUCAGAUCAUUGACCCAUAUCUUAAGGGAAAAAUUGCACCAGAAUGCUUCAAGAAGUUUGCGGAGACAGCAGAAAAAUGCGUGAGUGACCAGGGGAUUGACCGUCCAGCAAUGGGAGAUGUUCUCUGGAACCUUGAGUUUGCACUACAGCUGCAGGAGAGUGCAGAGAGUAGUGGGUUCAGUAGCGACUUGGGCACUGAGGAGACCACAUUCACUGGCAAAUGCAAGAAAGAUCCAGAUGCAUAUUCAGGUUUUGAGGGCAGCACGACAGAGUCUAAGAGCAGUGGAAUGACUAUGAGCAUUGGGGGCCAGAGUCUUGCAAGUGAGGAUUCUGAUGGGUUGACACCUAGUGCUGUUUUCUCACAGAUCAUGAACCCAAAGGGACGGUGAAACCCAAGCACCAGCUGCUACCUACAUUUAGUAGACACUAUGACCAACAACUGCCUUGCCUGUUCAGCAAAUUUGGGUUUCUCAUUCUUUUUACAUCUUGUUUUUGAGCGCUUUAUUUUUUAGAUAUGUUUUCAGCUUGUAUGUCGUAAUGCAUCUCAGCCAAAGCCUGCAAGAAUAAUGUAUCUGUACUUGCAAUACACUCUGUAAGUUUAAUAUAUGAAUUAAGUCAUGACAACUGCAAAAAUUAUCAGAAAUAGUUAAGACGACUGCAAAA
Messenger RNA from Nelumbo nucifera (sacred lotus), 3759 nucleotides. Lineage: Eukaryota; Viridiplantae; Streptophyta; Magnoliopsida; Proteales; Nelumbonaceae. The record is from RefSeq and is a predicted model, not a curated record.